CUCACCCCUUCAGGACCAGAAGAGAAAAAAACAGGAUGAGUGGGUCUGAACUUCACUGCAGGGGCUCCUGAUGAGGUGUGACCUGUGACCCCUCACCAUCAGAUUCACCUGCCUAACUACCUGAGGGGGUGUGGUCUGAGGAGCCAAGGGUCAUCCCCAAUGGCGGCGACCUCCUCCGUGCUUGGCAGAGGGCUGGGUCUGGUCCUGGUAGAGUUUGAGUAUGAGUACCAGGGUCGGGACGGGGUGCUGGUCUCCAUCAAACCCAAUGAGCGAUAUGUACUGCUAGCAAAGACCAAUGACCACUGGUGGCAAGUUCAGCGUGACAGCAGCUCUAAGCCAUUUUACAUCCCUGCCAAGUACGUCAAGGAGCUGCCAGUGGAUUUCCCCUCCCCCUUGGAUUUUGAUGAUCCAACCAGUGCUGAGCCAGUGUUGGUUCCUGUGGCUGCCCCAGUCCCUGUGCCCAUUCCCAUUCCAAAGACUCUGGAGGAACCCAAUGGGAACAGAAUCAAACAAGGGGAUGAGGUGACAAUCCGGCUUAAACCAGAUGCAUCUACUGGGUACCGUAAGACUGAGAACCGCAUGUCAACAUUUGGCGUCCCGUUGGAUUUUCAUGACCUGUCGCAGCUGGUUCAGACCAGCAACCCUCUUGGUGGUCCUGCAGAGACUGCGACCGCAACAACCAGCAGGAAUACAUACAUCACCGAUGGCGGUCUGAGCAAAAAACUGCCCCACCUGCCGGGUUGCCUGGAUGACCAGAAGGACUCUGCAAAACCACGAGUUCCCACCUUCAGUCCAGCAGACCCGCUCUCUGUAUCACGGCCCCAGACCCAAGCCAUACCGGUAGAGAUGCCAGUGGUCCCUGUGGUCCCCAUAGUCCCCCCCAAUAAUGAUAUCCAAAGCACAUGCUCAUUGUCAGAAAUUUGCCCUGACCACAAGGAUUCCCUGAUGGAGCCAGAGGAGGAGGCAGAGGAGGAGAUGAGCGUGGAGGAGAGCAGCAAGGAGCAGGGGGAUUUACUGAAGGAGCAAGAUUCAAACCACAUUUAUGAGUCCAUUCAAGACCUGAACCUGGACCUGGAGGUUCUGGUUAGAGAAAGAGUGAGUCCUGGACCUGGUCCUGAACUUGCACCUGCCCCACCUCCCACACAGGACCCCAGCUCGCUCGGCCAUAACUCACCCAUCUAUGCAAACAUCUCUGUGAAGAAAACGUCUCACGACUCUGACGACCUCCUUAUUCCGCCACCUCCAACCGAGCCCGCCCCCUUCCCUACAGGCCAUACACCUUCUCCUUCUUCAGUCUCUUCCUCUGACAUAAAAAGCCCCGCCUCCCCCAUCAGCCUGCAGGAUGAGUGGCAGGUUCACACGGACCACGACAGCGGGAAGAUGUUUUAUUUCCAUCCUGUGACGAGACAAACAACCUGGACCGACCCCCACAGCCCCACAGCGCCCCCUGCUGCACUGGCCUCCCCUUCACCGCUGCUCUCCCCCGCCUCCUCUCAGGAUUCUUGUUGUUGGGAGCAGCUACUGGACGAAGCCUCUGGGAGAUUUUACUACUUCAACCCAAUCACACGAGCCACAUCGUGGACUGCACCUGAGCCACUCUCCCCCUCCUCCCCCCUGUGGUCGCCAAGCAACAGGAAGCAUGACGACAGCCCGCCUCCACUGCCAGAGGAAGAUUAUCCUGUAGAGGGAGCUAAUGACACUGUGUUUACAACGAAUCCUCAGCAGCCUGUGGGUCUGAUUCCCAGAGCUCAGAUGGAGUUGAAAGAUGGAAACUCCUCCCAGUGGAGGAUGCAGGAGCCCCAAAGGAGGACGGGAAACGGAGUUUCUGAGGAGGGAGCGACUCUGCAGGUCAGGAGCUGGAGACACAGUGUGGCCGAAGACACGUUUGCUCUCGGUCACAGGAGAAACGUGUCUGACCUCACGGAGGUGUCGAAUAGAAGGCUCUCGCCCGACAGUUCACAGUUCUCUGAUAGGCACAGACUGAAGAGGAAUCUGUCCAAUCGGAGCACAGACUCCCACCAGCUUCAUGGCCAUCAGCUGGAGAAAGCAGGAAUCAUCAAUAAGACCAAAGUAGUUGAUAACGGCAAAAGGAUCAGGAAGAACUGGAGUCAGUCCUGGACCGUCCUGCAUGGUGGGAUCCUCACCUUUCACAGAGACCCCAAGUCUGCUCCGACUGGGAACGCUAGUAAAGCGUCACAGAUUGUUCCAGAGUACACGGUGGACCUGAGAGGUUCUACAGUCAGCUGGGCUGCCAAAGACAAGUCCUCCAAGAAGAACGUUGUAGAGCUAAAGACUCGGCAUGGUUGUGAGUUCCUGAUGCAGUACGACACCGAGAGCAUCAUCAGUGACUGGCUCAAAGUGAUCCAGGACGCCGUCAGACAACUGGAACACGAUGUGGUGACGGAGGACGAGGACGACGCAGCGUCGGACAGAGAAGACAAAGAGCGCAGGAAGACGUCCACCAGGAGUUCAUCAGGCGUUGACUCGGAGCAGACACGAGUUCGGACCAAACUCAGACGCUUCCUCCAGCGUCGGCCGACGCUGCAAAGCGUCAAAGAGAAAGGAUACAUCAGAGAUAAUGUGUUCGGAUGUCACCUGGACACACUGUGUCACAGAGAAAACACAACCAUCCCCACAUUUGUACAGAAGUGUAUCAGAACGGUAGAGCGGAGAGGUCUGGACAUUGAUGGUAUCUACAGAGUCAGUGGAAACUUGGCUGUGAUCCAGAAACUACGACAUAAAGCUGAUCACGAGGAGCAGCUGGACCUGGACGAUGGGCUGUGGCAGGAGAUCCACGUGAUCACCGGAGCUCUGAAACUUUUCUUGCGGGAGCUUCCAGAGCCGCUGUUUCCCUUCAGCUGCUUCGACAAGUUCAUCGCUGCUAUCCAAGUUCCAGACCACAGUCUGAGAGUGUCCUACAUGAAGGACCUGGUUCGAUCGCUGCCUCUGCCAAAUCACGACACCAUGGAGCUGCUGUUCAAACACCUGCACACGGUGACCGAGCACAAGGACUCCAACAGGAUGUCGGUUCAAAGCGUCGCCAUCGUGUUUGGACCCACGUUGCUCCGCCCACAGACUGAGUCCCCCAACAUGACGAUCCACAUGGUUUUCCAGAGCCAGAUUGUGGAGCUCAUGCUCAAUGAGUUCCAGUUCGUCUUUUCCCAGACGUAGGAAGAACCUACUGUUGAAUUUACAAGAACCAUUAGAGAACCUCUGGGGGGCACCAGAGCACCAUGAGAAAUGCCAAUAAUCUUCUGAAGUGACAGAGAAGCUCCUACACCUCCUGUCACAUGGUUCCGUUUCUAAGCAAAGUUAGAGUCUUCUACAAAACUCUGGAUCUGUGUAGAUAAACAUCCUCAUCUCGCUCUAUCAAGAUCACGCUGCCACAUUCUGACCCUCUCAAAGCUCUGUGACUUGAAUGAUACAGGUAGAACCUGAUAAAACCCUGGAUCAGUUUGGAACCAGCUUUGCUUCUAGUACAAAGACCAAACCGCUCAUUUAAAUCCCCAAAUAUCUCACUUUAAAACAAAAUAUCCAAAUUUAUCUAAAACUUUGUAGAACUCUUCACAAACACCCUCUCUCUUUUUAUUUUUAUUUUUACAGAAAAAAACAGCAGCACGCAACCUCCUGAGAUUUCUCAAUUUGUGCAAGAAUAAAUUCCACCUAGUUUCAAAACCUUCUGGUUUUGAAAGAUCACACGACACACCUCUCUGACCACACUGUCCAGAAUGAUUCAGGGAGAACUUGAGUGAAAAUAUCUACAACUCUUUGGCUUCACCUCAGACUGUACAACCUGCACCUUAAAACCCAAAGAACAAACUAAAUCUACAAGUUCAAGUCUCACUCACAACCUCGUAAAACUCACAAAAUCUCCUAUUAGUAACGAUUUUCUGACAUUUAACUUUAAUGGAACCUGAAAACCUUAUGAACAUAAUGUUCUAGAACCUUGAACAGAACCUCAGGACUCGUUCACACCUGGUUUGUUUCAGAGCUUCAGACUCUUCAGUUCAGUCUGAACCUGAACAUCAGGUGUGAAAGGUUCCUCAGAGCAGAAGAGGAGUUCUGGGUCUGGAUCAAACUGAACC
Molecule: messenger RNA, 4085 nt
Organism: Hippoglossus stenolepis (Pacific halibut)
Lineage: Eukaryota; Metazoa; Chordata; Actinopteri; Pleuronectiformes; Pleuronectidae
Gene: arhgap27l
Product: Rho GTPase activating protein 27, like
Exons: 22
Coding region: 160-3171 (1003 amino acids)
Biological process (GO): regulation of GTPase activity; signal transduction
Cellular component (GO): cytoplasm
Molecular function (GO): protein binding
Source: RefSeq, a predicted model, not a curated record